This is a messenger RNA of Penaeus chinensis, 455 nucleotides long. RefSeq lists its product as uncharacterized. The transcript has 4 exons. The record is from RefSeq and is a predicted model, not a curated record. NCBI's taxonomy places the organism in Eukaryota, Metazoa, Arthropoda, Malacostraca, Decapoda, Penaeidae. The coding region runs from base 5 to 424 and encodes 139 amino acids.
CAACAUGAAGACCUUUCUGUUUACCGUGACCGCCCUCCUCGCCGUCGGCUUCGUCAGCUCACAGUCGGAGCCUUGGUGCCGCUGUGCGCUGUUCGUGUCGUCCAGCAGCGCGGAGAUCAUGGUCUACGAACUGCCCGAAGUCAACAUCACCGACUGCAACAGCCACAACCAAUGCAAGAACCGCUGCACAAAUGAGUUCAACCAGAUGACUAACGAGAUGGACUUGUGGUCUACCGUGAACGGCGAGACUGUCGGUCAAUACAUCUGCCAGAAUCUGUACGGAAACUUCGUCUUCUUCAUCCACAACUCCUACGUUCACGCUUACUACGAGAUGUGCGGAGGACCCUGGGAAUACGCCAACCUCGACUCCCAGCAGAUGCUGUGCUGCAAUGUUGGCCAGCACGAGCACUGCAUCAGCCGUUAAUAUGAUUCUUGAAGAUCAAUAAAUAGUUACA